AUGGAAGCCAGCGCGGGUUUUCGGAUCGGCUUCCCGUACGCCCUACACGCCCCAGGUCUGUACGGCCCAUCGUCCUUCGGCAGCCCACUGUCCGGUGACUCCGCGGCCGCUGCCGUUCUUCGAGGCAGCGGUAGCAGUGGACGCGGCGGUGCCUCACCACCGGCCAGUGGCACGACCCGGGCCGAAGUGGCGGACCUCGGUGAGGAACUGCGAAGUGACGACGACUCGCCGGGACCCGUCGCCCGCAGGAUGGGUCUGUCGCCCACCAGUUCGUGCUUCGGCGUGUCUGUACACCCGUCCGCCCUGGCCUCAGAGAUGUCGCCCACACAAGGUCAUCACGGGCUGCAGAGGCAUAUGCACCCGCACUCGCAACACCACUUGCACCCAGGCUCCGUCGUCUCCGUCGGAGCACGACCCUCCCUCGCCGCCGUCACAGCGGCCGUAUCGUCGGCGCCCAGCCUGGCCAGUCUGCCUGCAGUGAGCCAACCCGGCGAGCGGCAGCGUGCCCCGUCGUCGACCCCCGAGCCUCCUCGGGCGCCGCCCGCGAGUCAGGCGUCCGCCAUGAUGGCCGGGGGCCGCAAGCACCGGCACGCCAAGACCAUGCGGCUGAGCAUCAACGCGCGCGAGCGAAGGCGUAUGCACGACUUGAACGACGCGCUCGACGAGCUGCGCUCCGUCAUUCCGUACGCGCACAGCCCGUCUGUGCGCAAGCUCUCCAAGAUCGCCACGCUCCUGCUCGCCAAAAACUACAUUCUCAUGCAGGCCAACGCCCUGGAGGAACUGCGUCGCAUCAUCGCGUACAUGAACCAGGCUGGAGGCGUGGCCAUCCCAGCCGCAGCCGCGGGUCCUCUGGCGGCUUGCUGCCCCGUGCCGACACAGGUGGCCUCAGUGCAGAACCACGGCGGCGAAACCGGAAGAGGAGGCAAGUUUCCGGGAACCCCUAGUCCUGGUCUCUUCUCGCCAUUCGCUCCCGCGCUGAACGGCGGAAGCCCUACGGACUCCGGAGGUGGUAUUAGUGACGUCAAGCCGUGA
Molecule: messenger RNA, 1032 nt
Organism: Rhipicephalus microplus (southern cattle tick)
Lineage: Eukaryota; Metazoa; Arthropoda; Arachnida; Ixodida; Ixodidae
Biological process (GO): axon development; sensory organ development; positive regulation of transcription by RNA polymerase II
Cellular component (GO): nucleus
Molecular function (GO): DNA-binding transcription factor activity, RNA polymerase II-specific; protein dimerization activity; E-box binding
Source: RefSeq, a predicted model, not a curated record